This is a messenger RNA of Acipenser ruthenus (sterlet), 1225 nucleotides long. Its product is annotated as large ribosomal subunit protein bL20m-like. Gene Ontology annotation, molecular function: rRNA binding; structural constituent of ribosome. Gene Ontology annotation, cellular component: ribosome. Gene Ontology annotation, biological process: translation; ribosomal large subunit assembly. The transcript is spliced from 4 exons. NCBI's taxonomy places the organism in Eukaryota, Metazoa, Chordata, Actinopteri, Acipenseriformes, Acipenseridae. The record is from RefSeq and is a predicted model, not a curated record. Bases 650 to 1099 code for a protein of 149 amino acids.
CUCUUCCCUGCUCUCUCUCUCCCUCUCCACCGCUCUCUCCCUCUCUCCCUCUCUUCCCCGCUCUCUCUCCCUCUCUUCUCCUCUCUCUCCCUCUCUCCACCGCUCUCUCCCUCUCUCUCCCUCUCUCCCUCUCUCUCCCUCUCCACCGCUCUCUCCCUCUCUUCCCUGCUCUCUCUCCCUCUCUCCCUCUCUCUCCCUCUCCACCGCUCUCUCCCUCUGUCCCUCUCUCUCAGAGACCGUGACACUUCCGAAUACUCAACUGCUAAAUCCUAACAAUAUUUACUGUGCAAUUGCCUCGGAUCCCAGAAAGACACACUUCCUUUUAAAGGCGAGAAUUGUUUUCUUUCUCUUUUUUUUAACCAUUAUUUGAGAAAUCACGGAUCCACAGCGCCACCUGCUGGCCGUCCCGGGGUAUCUGGUGACAGCGUGGGUGCAGUUCCGAUUCUCCACCCGCAGAGGGCAGCAGAGCCGCGCGCAGAGAGCGGGGACGCCCUUCCGAAGGAAAUGACCUCACUCGCUGUGGUUAACAUGGCAGCUCCCUUGUGCAUGCGAGGAGGCGGGCUGUAGUGUCUUUGCGGCUCUCGGAGGUCAAGAAAGAAGGGAAGGGAAAAGAACAGAAAAGAAGAGAAAAGAAGCGCAGCGCAGGGAGAUGGUGUUCUUGACAUUAUCGCGGUGGAUACGGAGCAGGGGGCCCGACCGCUACUGGAAGGUGCAAGAGCUUCUGAAACAUGCCCGGCACUUCCGUGGCAGGAAGAGUCGCUGUUACCGGCUGGCAGUGCGUGCGGUGCGGAGAGCCUUCGUCUACGCCAGCAAGUCGAGGAAGAGGAAGAGGAGGAGCAUGAGGACGCUGUGGAUCACUCGCCUCGCUGCUGCCUCCCGGGAACACGGCCUCAAAUAUCCCGUCCUCAUCCACUACCUGCUCAAGUCUCAGGUCUCUCUCAAUCGGAAGGUCCUUGCAGAGCUUGCUGUCUCGGAGCCGCGCUCGUUCUCCUCUCUUGCCCAGCUGGCGGCCGCGCGGAGGGGGGAGGGGCUGGCGGCCGCGCUGGGGGAGGGGAAGGAGCCUGAGGGCGUGUUCUCCCGCAUCGUCCAAUCACAGUGAACCAACCUCUCCCCAGCUUCCUCUCAUCUCACUACCCCAAUUCCACAUCACGUUUAUUUACUAAGCUGUGCUGCUCAUCUGCAUCAGCCACUGGAGUCUGGGGAAUAAUGGGCUGGGCUGGGCUGG